Messenger RNA from Histoplasma capsulatum G186AR, 1695 nucleotides. RefSeq lists its product as uncharacterized. The record is from RefSeq and is a predicted model, not a curated record. Lineage: Eukaryota; Fungi; Ascomycota; Eurotiomycetes; Onygenales; Ajellomycetaceae. Bases 103 to 1695 code for a protein of 530 amino acids. The transcript is spliced from 3 exons.
CUCCAUUCUGCUUUUCCUGAUUGACAUGACAGCCAGACACCAUCUAUUCUUGAACUGAAAUCUCUCUUCUACUUUGCGCUCUUGUUAGCUUUGUCGCCCAUCAUGGCGACUGUCUCCCUCACCCAACCUCCAACUUUCUCAGAAGUCGCUCGGAAACGUCGUUUGAUGAGCCGGUCGGAUGAAGAAAUCGAGGACAAUAUAGACAUACGAAUCCAGUACAGGACAGGGUGGCCAAAGCUCGCCCAUCUCCCUUUGAAGACCGUAUACGAAGGCAACCCUGAUGCAUUCUUUCCAGAUCGGCAAACCCAUAUUUCACAGAUCAUCACUAUCCUCAGAGCACAGCAAAUCCCUAUAAGCUCCAUUUCCGUCGUCUACCGCGUGCCGUAUGGUGGCGACAACAGCAACAAGUUAGACGAAACUACUGCCACUUUACUUAUCACCACGUUCCCCGACAGUGGCUAUAAUAGUUUUGUCGCAACACGAGAAAUUCGGAAAUAUCUCAAUAGUCAUGAGAUACAUGUUUUAAUUGAGAUCAUUGAUGAGAGAGCUUUAAAGCCAAGCGUCUUUCCCAUUCUUCCUUCUGAUAAGGAGCUUAUCAGCAUUUGGAACGAGAGGUUGAAACAGGCAACAAUCGAUAUUCUGAAAGCCAGUUGCUUGAAGGUAGUCUCAAUCAGUGUGUUUCGUUACGGUUUAGAUCUCGACCCUGAAAAAUGUCCGCCUACUGUUAUGAUUUCCGCAUUGGAUGCUGAAGCGGACGCGUGGUGGGCAACUAUCUUGCCUCGCAUACGCUCUAUCUGUCAACCUGCCUUUGAUGCCACAGUAAUCUACGGGGAUCAAAUCACCAUGGGUUCUAAUGAGCUAGAUAUGAAUACCAUGGAAAGGCCGUUCGCUACUUUUGAUUUUUCUAACUUGACAACCAUCAAAAUGGGAGCUAGCUGCGGACCUAUUGGAGGGACUUGGACUGGGAGUAUGGGAGGCCUAGUACGGCUUGAAAAGGACGGUGAGGAUAUGGGCGUGUUCGGCCUAUCUAACCACCAUGUGGUAAGGUCUGAUAGCUUAGAAGCUGUGACGGAAAAUAACACCCCACUUCGUCCCACACAUUCUUCUGUUAAAUCGAUGUCAUUUCUUAUCACGUCACCGAGUGACCGCGACACGGAUCUGAUACUCCAAACUACUGAGGCUGGAGUUGAUGAAUUGAAGAAAGUAUUAAAAGGCAGGCCUGGUACACUGGGUCUUGAAGCAAUGGCUGAGAUGGGUGAUUUCUCCAAAGCUAAAUCGCUUGAAGCUGUUCAAGAUCGUCUUGCCCGUGCUGAACAUCGAGCAUUGACAAUAAAAGAUGCGAACAGAGUACUUGGGAGUGUGUCUACGGGUUGGACAGAAGGGAAUGUUAGUGCGAUAGAAACGGUGUUUUUGAAAGGUGAAUCUAAGUACACACAUGAUGUCCUCGCGUGGCCUGUGGCGCCUUUACAUCGGCACAAAUAUGACUUUGCUACUCCGGGAGAUUCGGGUGCGGUGGUGGUUGUCUCUGACGAGUUUGCUGUGGAUUGUGGGUGCUGGGUGGGUUUGCUAUUCGCCGCAAAUUUGGCAGCAGGAACCGGCUUUUUUGUUCCGAUGAGCUUGGUCCUUAAGGACAUUUCUGAGAUAACUGGCUGCCAGGUUGUUCAGCCCAGUAAAUGUGCUUUUGACGAUAUAUGA